CCUCGUGGGCCAUUUUUUUAAGCGUUAGCAAAACAACCGCAGAGAGAAGACUGCUUGUGCUCUCAGGGAAGCUUAUUUUCGAGAUCAUGCCCUAUGAUCCCGAUCAUCCUCCGGCUAAAAAAUUUAAGCCGGCGUCCGUUUUCUUCCGCCUCGACAAGCAGAAACCUGGCAUGCUGCUGCCUGGGAAGGUAAAAGCCACCACGCCGAUUGAAGUCCAAAGGAAACAACUUCCUAUUUACCAAGCCAGGACUCAGCUUGUGAGCCAACUGAGACAGCUUCACAAUGCAAUCCUCAUAGGCGAGACCGGCUCAGGGAAGACCACGCAGAUUCCCCAGUAUCUGUACGAGGCUGGGAUCGGACGCCAGGGCCUAGUUGCCGUCACUCAGCCCCGCCGAGUGGCUGCCAUCUCGCUUGCCGGAAGGGUGGCAGAAGAGAAGGGGACGCAGCUCGGCAAGCUGGUGGGUUACUCGGUGCGUUUUGAGGAUAUCACGUCCCCUGAGACCAAGCUGAAGUUCAUGACAGACGGCAUGCUUCUGCGUGAGGCCAUUGGUGACCCCUUACUGCUGCGCUACACUGUAGUAGUCCUGGAUGAAGCCCAUGAGCGCACAGUCCACACGGAUGUGCUCUUCGGAGUGGUUAAGACGGCGCAGCGCAGGCGCAAAGAACUUGAGAAGAUUCCUCUGAAGGUCAUAGUGAUGUCAGCUACAAUGGAUGUGGACCUGUUCUCUGAAUACUUCAACAAGUCACCUGUACUCUACCUGGAAGGCAGACAACACCCCAUUCAAAUCUACUACACCAAGCAGCCUCAGUCCGACUAUCUGCAAGCUGCCCUUGUCUCCGUGUUCCAGAUACACCAGGAAGCACCUCCAUCACACGAUAUCUUGGUCUUCAUGACGGGCCAGGAGGAGAUCGAAGCUCUCGCAAGGACAUGCCGAGACAUUGCCAAGCAUCUGCCAGACAACUGUGGACCCAUGGUGGUCCUCCCUCUGUAUGCCUCGUUGCCCCCGACCCAGCAGCUCCGGGUCUUUCAGCCGGCUCCAAAGGGUUGUAGGAAGGUGAUCUUGUCGACCAACAUAGCAGAGACAUCAGUUACAAUCUCUGGGAUCAAAUACGUCAUAGACACAGGCAUGGUGAAGGCCAAGCGUUUUAAUCCUGACAGCGGCUUGGAGGUCCUGACAGUGCAGAGAGUUUCCAAAGCGCAGGCGUGGCAGCGAGCAGGCCGUUCUGGCAGGGAGGACUCGGGAUUUUGCUAUCGUCUUUACACUGAGCAGGAAUUUGACAACUUCAUCCCGAUGACUGUGCCCGAGAUUCAGAGGUGUAACUUAGCCAGUGUGAUGCUGCAGCUCAUGGCGUUAGGGAUUCAAGAUGUCAUGAAUUUUGAGUUCAUGUCUAAGCCCUCGCCAGAGGCCAUUGGCUCAGCUGUGGCGCAUUUAGAGCUGCUGGGGGCUGUGGAAAGAAACGAGGGCCACGUUCUCCUCACUGCUUUGGGAAAGAGGAUGUCCAACUUCCCUCUGGAGCCCAGAUAUGCCAAGACCAUCCUGCUGUCCCCCAGCUUCUCCUGCUCAGAGGAGAUUUUGAGCAUCGUGUCUCUGCUGUCGGUGGACACGGUGUUAUACAACCCCCCGGCACGGCGAGAGGAAGUGCUUGCCGCACGCAAGAAGUUCACAUCCAGCGAAGGGGAUCACAUGACGCUCCUCAACAUCUACAGAGCGUUCAAGAAAGUCAGCGGGAAUAAGGAGUGGUGUCGGGAGAACUUUGUCAACAGCAGGAACAUGGGCCUCGUGAAAGAGGUCCAAGCUCAACUCAGAGAAAUCUGCCUUAAGCUGAAUUUAAAGCUGGAGUCAUGCGGCGCGGACACAGGCAAGGUCCGCCAGUGCCUCGCCCACGGGAUGUUCAUCAACGCCGCAGAGCUUCAACCCGACGGCAGCUAUUUAGCCCUGGACGCUCACCAGCCGGUAGCCAUCCACCCUUCCUCUGUCCUCUUCCAGGCCAAGCCAGCGUACGUGGUCUUCAACGAGCUGCUGCACACCUCACGCUGCUACAUGAGGGACUUGUGUCUAGUCGACGCCGACUGGCUGCUGGAUGCCGCCCCAGAGUACUUUGGCCGGAAACUACAUCUCACCAAGAGCUAACCACCUGAGAGUGCAGUAUGAGUGGCCAACGCAGGGAUGUGAAGGACUAUGACGGUGAUGGAUGGCACUACCUCCCGCUUACUGAGUCUUACUGUAAGUCAGUGUCUGCACAUCCAUGCCUCGCUACUUUCCACCGAUUCAAAUGUUGCCAAAAGGCAGCACUCAGCAGCUCCACACUUUUUCUUGCAACGUUUGCUUGUCGUCUCACGGAAGACGAAUAUUGUACGUGCUUUUUUUUUUUUUAAUCUUAAAAUCAUUAGAAUCCAAAUGGAAAUAAUUGUCGAACUUCCAAAGAAAGCUUGUUAUUUAGACCGGGGGUGACCAAGUGUGGCCCCCGGCACGUUCUAAAAAUAUAAUUUAACAAGGAAACUGUAAAAAAAAAAAAAAAACAGCAAAAAAUGGAAAAAUCUGUUAAUUAAAUCAAUCAAUUAAAGAAGAAUAAAGUCAAAAUAUUAAGUGAAAAGAGUUGUAAUCUCACGAGGAAAAAGUCACAAUUUUAUGAGAAUAACGUCGUCGUAUUAGGUGGAAAAAUAAUUUUAGUAGCGUUAAGCUGAAAUAUUCAAGAAAAAAAAUACUUUUUUGAAGUCUUAAUAUGAGAAACAAAAAAGACACAAAGUUGUAAUUUUUGGGUAAAUUAGGUGGCGGAAAAAGUUAUAAUGUUACAAAAAUCAAGUCAAAAUAUGGGAAUAAAGUCAUCGUUACGAGAAGAAAAAUUACAAGAAGAAAGGUGAAAUAGUUGGAAAACUAAAACAACAGCAGCAGAAAUUGGGAAAAAAAACAGCUGUGAUUGUAAAGGAAUAAAGUCAAAAUAUUAACAGUAAAAAGUUGUAUUCUAAUGAGCAAAAACACCCAAUUUUAUGAGAAUGAACUCAUAAUAUCAUGAGGCGGAAAAUGUUAUUUUAGUAGCAUAGCAUUGAAAAUGUUUGUUUUUUUUUAAGUUGUAAUUUUAUGGCAAAUAAGCAAAACAACAAAGUUGUCAGUUUUGGAAAAUUACGUUGCGGAAAAAGUUACAUGACUAGAAUAAAGUCAUAAUUACGAAAAAUACGAAAAGAGAAAGUUUAAAUCGUUGGAAAAGUAAAACAACCAAAAUUGAGAAAAAAAAACUGCUGUAAUUUUACAAGAAUAAAGUCAAAAUAUUAAGACAAAAAAAGUCAUUCUAAUGAGGAAAAAAAAUAGAUUUUAUGAAAAUAAACUCAGGAAAAAUGUCGUAUUCGUAGCAUAUUGUUUAAUUUUUUUUUUAAGUUGUAACUUUAUGAGAAACAAACAAAACAUUUUUUGGAAAAUGAGGUUGCUGAAAAAGUUUAAAUGUCACAAGAAUAAAGUAAAAAUAUUAUGGGAAUAAAGUUGGAAUUCCGAGAAGAAAAAUUACAAGAAAGUUGAAAUAGUUGGUAAAUUUAAGCAACAGCAGAAAUUGACAAAAAACAGCUGUUAUUUGACAAGAAUAAUGUCAAAAAUAUUAAGAGUAAAACAUCGUAUUCUAACAAGAAAAAAGUCAAUUUUAGGAGAAUAAACUCAUAUGAGGAAAAUUUAUGUUAUUUUAGUAAUAUCCAGUUGGAAAAUUAUAUAUUUGUUAAAAGUCGUAAUAUGAGAAACAAAAGAAAAUAAAGUUGGAAUUUUUUGGAAAAUUAGGUUCGGUAAAAAGUUAUAUCAGGGGAAUAAGGUCGUAAUUUUACGAGAAUAACGUAGUUUUAUGAAGAUAAUUAUCUCAUUUUAGUAGCAUGAAGUUGAAAUAUUUAAGAAAAACUUUAUUUUUUUAAGUCAUAAUAUGACAAACAAAAUAAAGAUGUAAUUUUUGGAAAAUUAGGUUGUGGAAAAAUGUUGACCGUUACGACAAUAAAGCCAAAAUAUUACGGGAAUAAAGUCAUAAUUGCAAGAAGAAAGGCCAAGUAGCUGGCAGAUUAAAACAGCACAAAUGGAAUAAAACGGUCAUUUUCCGAGAAUGGAGUCGUAUUCUAACGAGGGGGGAAAAAGUCGCAGUUUUUACGAGAAUAAACACACACUAUGAGGAAUAAUAAUGUCAUUUUAGUGACACAGAGUUGAAAAAGGGGUUGUUGUUUUGUUUUUUUUUUUAGUUGUAAUAUGAGAAACAAAGUUGUAAUUUUUGGAAAAUUAAGUUGGGGAAAAAUGUUAUAUUAUAGGAAUAAAGUCAUACUAUUACAAAAAGAAAAUUUAUAAAGAUUAUUUAAGUUGAAAUAUUUGGAAAAAUUUAAAAAAAAAUCAAAAGUGGGGAAAAAAGAGGGAAAUUGAUGAUCAUGAUGGGCUUUUUCACUUACAUCACAAAGUUUUUUCUUGAAAUAGACAGUGUAUCACUUCUUAGCAUAUCUACAUGUGUUGCCUUGUAAAAUGUCAAAGUGGCCCUUGCAUCCUUUGGCUUUUCACUAUGUGGCCCUCGCUGCUUCAGACAAACGUUGGCCAUGUCUUGUAUUGAAUUCAUACAAAGCGGUUUAGAACAGAUCACAUGUAGGCCAUGGCUGUAGAUUUGUUUCAGACCAUGUUGUAUUCACAAACAUUACUACUCACAAAAUGGGAAAUGUUCAGUGUUUUUGUGAAUUUUCCCUUUGGCUCCUUGUCGGAGAGCAGCAGAUUGUGCAAAAAGUAUUGGAAGGUUGGACGUGUGCGUUCAAAAGAAGGUGCAUUUUAGCUUUGUUCUGCAAUUUCACCGGAAAGCCAAAUAUCCCCGUACUUGUUGUGGGUAGUGGAUGUUCUUGCAUGUCAAACAGACAUGAUCUUCCUUUUUUAAUCGGCCUACGUCAGCACGCACUUGUGCAUGCUCUUUAUUUAUUUAUUUUAGUUUGUUUUUUUUACACCUUUUCUAAAUAAUAAAAGAAGCAUGUGAAUGUCAUCUAAUUCUACCUUUUGAUAGUGUGCAUUCAGCUGAAAACCUACAGUUGUAGCAGAUGUAUGCAAUGCACGUAGAUUAUGAACAAUGAUCUGACUCCUCAGGUCUUUUGCACUUUGUAGAAUGUAAAUGAUAAGCAUCUUUUGUUGUUUUUGUACACGAGGCUCAGGAUUGUACAGUAUAUACUGUAACUACACGUUAUUUCUUACGCUGUGAAAACCACAUAUGAGAUGCAUGUCUUUUACUUAUAUUAAAGUAUUGCAUUUGAAUUGGGUUAUUUUGAAUUUGUAUACUGUAUCAAGAUUUUUUUGGUUUUGUUUGUCAAAUGUAAUGUAGGUGCAAUUCUGCAUUGUCAUACAUACACAAAAUUAUUUAUUAUUUUUAAAAAAGACGAAUUUUAGCGAGACCUCGCAGAAUUUUUGCGGGACCCCGCAAUAACUUUUUUUUUCUGGGGUUAUCCCGCAAAACUGUGACGCUACAGGACACACUUCCGGUCAUAGCUGGCCUCCACAUAGCGGAAAUCGGCUGGAAAUGCAUCAUUUAAUUUCCAUCUUCAGCAUUUCCCCAUGCACAACUGCAGAGGUAUAAAGUGAUACUGCCUCUAUAAGAACAAGAUCAAUUCUGUGAUGGUUAUUCGGCUCGUCUUUUGAAAAUAAAAUGCUAACAUCCAGUCCUA
Messenger RNA from Dunckerocampus dactyliophorus (ringed pipefish), 5647 nucleotides. It is a transcript of the gene dhx33, whose product is annotated as DEAH (Asp-Glu-Ala-His) box polypeptide 33. Gene Ontology annotation, biological process: positive regulation of transcription by RNA polymerase I. The transcript has 12 exons. The coding region runs from base 87 to 2132 and encodes 681 amino acids. Gene Ontology annotation, cellular component: nucleolus; intracellular anatomical structure. The record is from RefSeq and is a predicted model, not a curated record. Lineage: Eukaryota; Metazoa; Chordata; Actinopteri; Syngnathiformes; Syngnathidae. Gene Ontology annotation, molecular function: RNA binding; ATP binding.